CGCACCAACGGCGUGCACACCCCACUUUUACAAGCUAGGAGGCAACGUUGAGCUUUUCCGUCUCUCAGAAUGUGCUAUGAAUAACAUUACAAAAAAUCUCGAAGAGCUGCAUCGAAAGCACCCUGAACACGCAAGAGAAUGCUUCAGACGAAGGUACCAAAGAACACUGAGCUUCUAUUACCUAGAUCUUCCACACACAAUGACUGAUGAGAACGACUUCUGCACCAAAGUCAUAGGAAAGCUGGAGGAAUGGCAAAGCAGUGGCAUCUGCAAUCGAACCGAUAUGCAGAGGUUGUUAGACCGAGUAUAUGAUUCGGUUCACAUCAAAAAUUUUGUCACAUCUAGAAGCAACCAAUGCGUCUUCGACUGCUGCAUGCUUGACUUUUUCACGUUCCAGUAUAAGUUCCAAAGCUUUUAUGCCUUUGAUGGGAAGCCUUGUGGGGAAAUAUACAACUACCGGAACAGAAGAAACUGUGUUCUUGGCGCGUGUGUGGCGCAGAAUUACACCUUGCCUUUGUGACAGAGCCACCUUCCAGUUCGAUGUGGAAACUACAUGCUCAAACGUGAAUGCAUGAAAACACUGUUGUACUCUGAUAAGUAUUUCUCCUAAUAAAAGCAGCAAACGGAAUGAGAGCUUCA
Messenger RNA from Ornithodoros turicata, 639 nucleotides. RefSeq lists its product as uncharacterized. The record is from RefSeq and is a predicted model, not a curated record. The transcript is spliced from 4 exons. NCBI's taxonomy places the organism in Eukaryota, Metazoa, Arthropoda, Arachnida, Ixodida, Argasidae. Bases 77 to 520 code for a protein of 147 amino acids.